AUGUUACUCGUGGAUGAAUUGAAAGAGGUGUGUAAUCAAAAAUCUCAUUACAUAAAUAAACUGAAGGAGGAACAUGAUAUUUUCCUCGAAGAAGCUCUGAAUAUGGAGCGAGAAUUACUGGACACAAUAAACGAAAAAAAUCAGUUUAUCUCAACACUACAAAAUGAGAAAAAAACGUCACAAAGGGAACUGAAACUGAAUAAACAAUCAACUACCCAUACAGAUGCGCAAGAAAAUGAUACACUGAUGGUGGAGAACUCGAAUUAUGAAGAUAGAAAUUCAACUAGUCUAUUUGAAGAAAUGGAAGUAGCCAAUAACACUACUGAAGCUAACGAAAGGAAUGAUGCAUCGACACAUUUUGAAGACGUGGACAACAUCUAUCAAAUUAAUACAACUAGAGAGAGAAACUUGAUCUAUGAAACGGAAGCAGCCAAUAUUACUUCUGAAGCUAAUGAACGAGAUAAUAGUAUUGAAGAAGAGGAUAACACCAACCAAAAUCUAACAAAAUCACACAGAAAAAUGUAUAUUUGUGGCGACCAAUAUGCUGUUGGAUUCCCAAGAGCUGUCACAAAAAUAAUUGACCAGUCUAAAUAUAAAAUUAAUUCUAAUAUAAGGCCGAAUGUGGAACUUUAUGAAGAAAAUGCAGGAGCUGAGGCUGAUUCAGAUGUAGAAGACCAGUUGAAAGCCUUGGAUACAGAAUCAGCUAGUAGUAGUGUUAGAAAUACUUCAUCUCCUGCACCAUCGACAAUCAGUAUCUUCACCAAUUCUCCGGUUACUGCGGAUUAUGAUUUGGAUAGAACCCUAGCAGAUGAAACACUGGCUGAAGCAGUUCCGGGUUCUCAAGCGUGCGGUUAUACUGAUCACAAGUCUUUCAUCAGAUAUUCCCAAUAA
Messenger RNA from Phaedon cochleariae (mustard beetle), 891 nucleotides. The record is from the annotation of a GenBank genome assembly. NCBI's taxonomy places the organism in Eukaryota, Metazoa, Arthropoda, Insecta, Coleoptera, Chrysomelidae.